Molecule: messenger RNA, 2247 nt
Organism: Manduca sexta (tobacco hornworm)
Lineage: Eukaryota; Metazoa; Arthropoda; Insecta; Lepidoptera; Sphingidae
Gene: TBCC
Product: tubulin-specific chaperone C
Biological process (GO): post-chaperonin tubulin folding pathway; tubulin complex assembly
Cellular component (GO): cytoplasm
Molecular function (GO): tubulin binding
Source: RefSeq, a predicted model, not a curated record
AAAAAUUUGGCACAAAUUGAACAGCGACCGGGAAUUCCGUUACUAUAUGUUUAAAAAUCACAACUGGGUAUUGGAAGGUUAUUACGGUCUUGGUGAGAAGAUUGCUGAUCAAAAGACCCGAGAACUUGACCACAAAGUGUGGGCUGGUGAAGGCAAAUUAUAAAGUGGAGAAGUAAAACUUGGUGAGAUGAGUGUUGCAAUACGUGCCACUUUUUGGGUGGUAACGUUUGGAAGCAUCGGUUUAGCUUUGUUCAAGUUGGUCAAACCUGAUGAUGAACUGCUCAAAAAGUUUGACGAAGGUUCAAAGUAUACUGAUGCCAGAAGGUUAACUAAACAGACAUUAGAAGUACUCAAAGGUGCAGCAAAUCAAGAUUCUGAAAUUAAAAGGCUUAGUAGACGAGAUGCACAACGGUUAGAAAAACUCCAAAAGGCUCAUAAGGCUAGGGAAGAGGUAGAUGCUUGCAACGAAAAUGAAGAAUAUUUUUCUGGGGCUUUCAAAAUCAAAUCAGAGUACAUAGAGGACCUCUUGAAUCAAAUACCAACACUAGAAACAAACACUUUACCUUCACAUUUUGAUAGCAUCAAAAGAGAAGUGAAUGAAUUACAGAAAUAUGUUGUAACAUCAUCAUUCUUCUUAAAAGAAUUCAAUAUGCGCAAAUAUUUGGGAAUUGUACAGAAUUUACAAACAAAAUGUUACGAAUUGGAAGACAGAUAUGUACCGCGUAAAAAAUUUGGAUUCUCAAAGAAAAAAUUACCCAAGUCUCAUGAUCAAAAACAGAAUUCCUUAGAUGAGAGUGAUGGUGCAGCAAAGAAAGAUAGUAAUAAGUGGGAUGAGAAACUUUUUGGAUUUGAUUCCAUAGAAAACAAGGUGUUGUUACUUCAAAAUGACGAUUUAUUCCAAAGGGAUGUAGCCCUGCGUAACCUUAAAAACUGUACCAUAGGACUCAAAGGUGUUAUGGGAACUUUGCAUUUGACUAAUUUAGAAAGCUGUGUUGUUCUUACUGGUCCAGUCACUUCCUCAGUAUUCAUCGAAAAGUGCAACAAUUGUAGAAUAAUAACAGCUUGCCAACAGCUCCGGAUGCACACAUCAAACAAAUGUGAUAUAUAUUUACAUGUGACCAGCAAAGGUAUUGUCGAAGACUGUUCUGAAAUACGUACUGCUCCUUACAAUUUACAAUACGAUGAUUUAGAGAAGCAUUUUAAUAUGUCCUCAUUGGACAAAAGUUGUAACAACUGGGACCGUCUAGACGACUUUAACUGGUUAGCCCCCGAUAUACCUUCACCUAAUUGGUCAGUUUUAGAUGUAACACAAAGGGUUAAUAAUUGGAAUGAUUGGUGGUCUAAAAUACCUUUAUAAUACAGACAAUACAACCUCUAUGUAAACUCCAUUUGUUCUGAAAGAUUGUGAAUCAAUUAUUAUGAAUACAUUUGUAACUCUUGAAUUAGUUAGUCUCAUAAUAUUCCGACAUAGUCUUUAUAUUUGGGAGUGUGACAGUGCAUUUUACAAGUAUAUUUGAUUUGACUGUUAUCACUCUUAAUAAUAUAAAGUAUCAAAAUUCGUAAAUACUAUUGUUAUGGUAAUGUAACUCUGAAGUGACCUUGUAUUUUUUAUGCUUUCAUAUUAAUUAACUAUGACUAAUAAAAUAUGUUAACAUGCAACAUCUUGGUUCCUAGAUCAUUGUGUUUUCGACAUAUGUACCUAUAUUACGCAAGUGUUAAAAUUUCUAAUAAUAAUUUUGUAUAGGAUACUAUUUAGGUGCAUUUAAAAUCACUGCUAGUCAGGGUCUGGGGUCUCGCGCAGUGCCCAGGAAGAGCUUCGAAACUGUUAAAACCGGGGAACUUUUGAUCCGCCCGGGGCUUUGCAUUUUUUUGCUUUCACGUCCGCCCUCGCAUCCGUUGAGACCGCCACUGCUGCUAGUGUUAUAUAAUCUGUUAGUUAGGUAUAUUACCUACCUGCUUAUUUGUUUUAUAUAAGUAUUUCAAACAUGCUCUGAAAUAUAUUGCGUAUUUUAUUCUAUCACCAAUUUCAUUACCCGUUUGAACACUGCAUUUAUUGGAAGAUAUGUCAAAACACGAACAGAAAUGCAGAUAUUUAAAUUGCUUUUAUAGUAGGUACACGUAGUUAUAAAUGAGCCAUAUACUGAAUUUAUUAGUUAAAAACUCAAAUGCUUAGUUAAUACAUUAUUGUAGCAUUUAUUAAUUUGAUUUAAAUUAUUUACGAAAGAAAUAAAUAAUUGCACUUAUAAA